GACGCCACGAAGUCAAUUGUUGACACAGGACAGAGGGACAAAUACGACCCUCGAAAUAUCGGAGAUAAAACAGACAUAAAAACCAGAAGUAAAGAAUAUAUAUUUGGCCUGCAUGGUUGUUUGACACUUGUUCGACACUAUCCGAAUCAAGAGAGUUUAUGGGGUCCAGUGACAAUCGCAACAACGCUCGAUCUUGACUGAAACCAUUUCAUCAUGAGCAAGAACAAGAAAGAGGAUGAUAAACCCCCACCCUCCACGGGUCCCGGUAGUAAGAUACUCGCCCUACCGUCCAUUGUCAGGAGGCAUGUGCUCAAGGAGGGCACUGUCGUCAUCCUCAACUUCUCCACGGCCAGUCUCAAGGCACUGCCAGCGGAGAUCUGGAAAAACGAGGAAGUCAUGGCCAACGCCGUUCGCCUCCAUGCUGAAAACAACCGCCUUAAGAAGUUCCCUAAGACUGUAUCAGCCUUGGAGGUAUUAGAGUUUCUAGACUUGAGAAACAACCUCAUCACUGCCCUUCCUGGCACAAUCACAAAGAUGAAGACUCUGGAAAAGAUCGAAGUGUCUAACAAUGCUUUGAAAAGUUUACCGGGUACAAUAAACAAAGCUCCCGCAUUGAGGACUUUAAGCGCGGCCCAUAACAAAAUAAAGUCUCUGCCGAAGACCAUCAACAAGUGUCCGGAACUGGAAUAUCUGGAUGUAUCUUACAACCAAAUCCGAUCUAUAAAGAAGAACGUGUAUGAGCUGGGAGCUGCCGUGAACCUGUCUGGAAACAAACUGACGGAGUUACCAGAUGCAACAGUGAAGGCCCCAGCUCUGAGAUCCCUGAAUGUGUCGCACAACCAGAUAGUGGUAAUCCCAGACACAAUCAACAUGGUCCUGACCCUCACAAGUCUCAACCUAGCUCACAACGACCUCGAGGAACUGCCAAGGGAAAUAGGGUUCUUGAAGUACAUGCACUUCCUUGACGUAUCUCACAACCAGCUAGUAGCUCUACCCGACGAACUCUGCACCUUGCAACAUGCUCUAACACAUCUCAACGCCUCUGACAACCAGCUGAAGGAUUUGCCAAAAGAUUUUCACAAGUUUCAGGUUCUUCAUACGCUUAACGUUUCAAACAACCAAAUACAAACUCCUCCACCGAAUUUCUAUGACAUACAAUCGCUUGUGACUCUAGAUUUAUCAGGCAAUAAGCUACAGUCAGCUGACGGCAUCAGCAAACUUAAAAGUGCAAUUUUGGUAUCUCUUGCCCGGAAUGACCUCAGCUAUCUACCAGACGACGUUGACCAGAUGAAAUCGUUGGUCACCCUGGAUGUUGCUGGCAACCACCUAAAGCAACUGCCACAAUCUCUCAAUCGAAUUGCAUCACUCAAACGUGUGCUGGUUGCCGAUAAUAAGCUAUCCAGCAUCCCUGACACUCUAGGGGAACAUCAGCUGAUCACAGAGCUAGACUUCAGUGGUAAUCGCGUUCAAGGAAUUCCUCAGGAACUCAGAAGGUUAAGGACUCUGGAGGUUCUACGGGUGGCUCGCAACCAGAUAUCGGCUUUACCUAAGGCUCUAGAUACCCUUCAGUUUCUGCACACCAUAGACGUGACAGGCAACAGCCUCACUGAGAUCCCUCUGCCAGGAAGUGUCCAAGUCCUGCUCAUGGCAAACAAUCCUCUCUAUUCUCCGUCUGUAGAUACCAAAGGUACUCUCAAUGUCAUAGGGGAGAAGGAACACGCGAAGAAGUUGACUCGGCUAGACAUAUCAAGUAUUCGUUUGGACAAGGUGCCAAUAUCAGUGUGUCGGCUUAAGCUCCUCACACAUCUGAACCUGUGUCAUAACCAGCUGAAGAAGUUACCUGAAAACCUCUGUAAACUCCGGCUUUUGGAAGAACUGGAUGUCAGUGACAACGAGCUUCUUACUCUACCGCAGAACAUCAACUGCUUACAGAAUCUGAGACGCCUGGACGCAUCUCAAAAUCGGAUCGGCCUAUUCGUGGAAGGUUUGACGUUCCUUCAUCAGCUCGAGUACCUUAACCUGUCAUUCAACAAUAUCGAAAGUCUUCCAGACCACUUCGGAGAGAUGAACAAACUGGUCACUCUUGACCUCUCUAACAAUGAGCUGACUCAACUGCCGGAGGACAGGAUCGACAUCCUGGCAUCACUCCUCACCCUCAAUAUCUGCAAAAACCACAUUAAUAUAAUCCCGACAGAUCUGCCCUAUCUGUACCGCAUCCAGAUCCUCAACUGUUCCGGGAACGAUCUGAGUUCCAUUCCAGUAGACAUCUUCAGGAUGACGUCACUAGAGGUUCUGGACUUGUCAGACAACUUGCUGGAGUCUCUCCCUGACGGAGUUGCCAAGCUGCCAUCUCUUCGGGAGCUGGAUGUGUCUGAUAACAAACUGAGUUCCUUCUCCAACAAGAUCGAGCAGAUGAGGAGCAAGCUUAGCAGCUUCAAGUCAGAGAAACAGUCCAGCUACAAGACCCGUGAUCUUCAAGAGGGUCUGGCAGCCGGGGAAGCUCAGACAGACAACAGCCGCGAAAACAGCCCCAUCAACAGGUCCAAGAGUCCUAUGCUAGGCAGGCCUGAAGACGAGGAUUAGUCUCUUGGAGGCUUUGACUUCAAAGCGUUCGUAAUAAUUUUUGGCUGAUUCGUGACACUUAUUGCAGUUAAUAUGUAUGUACAAGUAUGUAUGAUUUAUGUGUGAAAAUGCCUGAAGGAAUUUCAAAACACAAUAUCUAAAGCCAAAUUCAUAAUAUACCACUUGAAGUGAUAAUAAUGUGUAAUAUACAUUGAAUACAUUGAAAUUCAUAUAGAAACCUGUCAUAGAUUUUGUACGAACAUCUGCGAUACUUAUUGGUGAUACAAGGAGUUGGAAGCGGACUCUGUAAGAUACAUUUGUGGAAAAGGGACUUCCGUAUUAAAGGCUCUAAAGCAACUGAUUAUUUUCGUGAAAAUUCUUCUCUCAUAACGAUUGCAACAUUGUACAUACCUCUGUCUAAUCAUGAUGCUCCAUAUCCAACUUAUAGAUUCACUCUACUACAACAUGGUGGGCAAGCAUUAAAUGGCAGUUCAGAAAAUAUACAAGUUAAACAUCCAAAACAUCAAUGGCGAAAGGGUAAUAUUCAUUUCUUCAUAUGAAAGUUUUCAUUUAUGUUAAAAUAAAACUAUCAUCAGUUAGCCAUAUUUAUUUGUAUUAAUUGCAUAUUACAUUUCAAUAAACUAUACAAUAUUUUAAAGCUUUGGAAAAUGUUCAUGUUUGGAUCUCCUCAGUUUGAUGAGGUGUUAUGUGAGGAGUUGAUUGGCGUGCUCCAGUCCAACACAGCAGAUUUAAUGUUCUCUCUGUGGUGGUGGGGGGACAUGUUUACUGCUUGAAAGAUAAUACGUAAUGAUGUAUUUUAUAGGCUUAUUGCUAUAAUGUUCCAAGCCAAAGAUAUUCAUAACUGUGAUGUUAUUUGUAAUAUACUCCCAUGGCGAUGCCCGUUUUGCGUCCUACUUGCAUUAAGGCGAUUUUUAUUUUGUGAAUAAUGAAUAUCAUAUCUUUUUUCAUAAUAAGCUCUUACUGUGAUACCUGGAUUGGUUGUACAUAUAUAUAGGUGUUUAUUGAUGUUACAUAAUAAAUAUCAUUU
Messenger RNA from Haliotis rubra (blacklip abalone), 3610 nucleotides. Its product is annotated as leucine-rich repeat protein soc-2-like. The transcript has 2 exons. The record is from RefSeq and is a predicted model, not a curated record. The coding region runs from base 214 to 2583 and encodes 789 amino acids. NCBI's taxonomy places the organism in Eukaryota, Metazoa, Mollusca, Gastropoda, Lepetellida, Haliotidae. Gene Ontology annotation, molecular function: protein binding.